Molecule: messenger RNA, 3285 nt
Organism: Williopsis jadinii
Lineage: Eukaryota; Fungi; Ascomycota; Saccharomycetes; Phaffomycetales; Wickerhamomycetaceae
Gene: SLN1
Product: histidine kinase
Exons: 1
Coding region: 1-3285 (1094 amino acids)
Biological process (GO): phosphorelay signal transduction system; phosphorylation
Cellular component (GO): membrane
Molecular function (GO): phosphorelay sensor kinase activity
Source: RefSeq, a predicted model, not a curated record
AUGAAGAUACUACCGAAGGGGCUCUCUAAACCACACUUUUCGAAGCCUUGGAAGCACAAUGGUAAACACAGGGUAUUCAAAAUCGGUAUACGACUGCAGCUGUUGACACUGGUGAUUUGUGUUGCCCUUGGUUCUCUGCUGACACUGGCCAUAACGACGGGUGUCUACUUCACGACGAACUAUAGAUCUACAAGAGAGGAUAGACUCGAGACGGUGGCCCAGCUCAAGGCGUCUCAAAUGGAGCAGACGUUGAACUUUUUGUACUAUCAGGUGUAUUGGCUCACAAUCAGGGAAUCUAUACAAUCUUCCUUGGCCUCAUAUAGAGCUGGUAACACGUCAGACUCAAACUGGGCGCAGGCGAACUACACCAUUGAGCAGUUCUUACAGUCGUCCUUGACAUUUGCAUCUGUAAGGAUGUACGAUGCGAGGUUUAAUAUGGUGGUUGCAUCAGAGGCUAAUUGGUCAAAUAGUUUUGUGCCAGAUGACGUUCAGGAUCAACUGUUCCCCCUGGACCAGGAAAAUUUCACCGUCCGUGAUACUUUAGACACUGUUGGUAUGCUUACGGGUCCAAUUUCGAAUGAUUCAUCCACCAUGGUUCUAUCCAUGACGGUUCCUAUUUUCUAUGCAGCAUCCAUUUUAUUCGAUACAAGUGACCUCGUUGGAUACGUCACAACUAUAAUGUCCGCAUCUUCGUUCAAAUCUGCACUGGACGACAAUACAACUCUUGUGGAUUCAGAUGUCGUUGUAUUAACCGCAGAUCCUAAUAAUGGAACUCUCACAGUGAAUAGUACGUUUAGAGCUGCCUUCCCGGUGGAAGGUUACGUUCCAACAAAUGUGUCACGAAGAAUUGGAAGCUCAUUUAUUGCAAACCAAGCUUUGCGAUUGCAAAAAACUGGAACAACUAGAAUAAAAAGUUAUGCAGGAGAAAAUGUUGUUGCAGGUUAUUGUCCUGUGAGUUUCGACCUUGCAGAUUGGGCUGCAAUUGUCCAACAGAAACGGUCAACUUUUGAUCAACCUUCAACAAAACUGGUUAAAAUUUUGAUCGGUGUUUGUUUUGGUAUCGCAGUGUUUAUGGCAUUAGUCACACUACCGUUGACUCAUUGGGCAGUUAAACCUAUCCUGAGGUUGCAACAAGCGGCAGAAUCCAUUGCUGCUGGAAGAGGUCUACAUAUACCUUCAAAGAGUAACAAACGGGAUCCGGAUGGUAUGGGAAGCUUAAAUAGUUCUUCUGUCGCUAGUGGGUUGGGACCAGGACCUGCCCCUCCUUAUACACCAUCUCCUUCACCAAUGGCUAGAGACUCUGUACAUACAGAUCAUGGAUUGAGUGAGGCUGGUUCAAUAUCGAGUAGCGGGGAUCCAGGCAUUAGUGCUUCGUAUCUUCACAAUGCUCGUAUCCCUUAUUAUUCAAGGUUUUUUGAAGAUGAACUGACCCAAUUGACAGAGACCUUUAAUGCUAUGACAGAUGAAUUGGACCGCCAAUAUACGCAUUUGGAAGAUAGAGUUAAAGCUAGAACAAAACAAUUGGAAGCUGCCAAGAUCCAAGCUGAAGCUGCUAAUGAUGCAAAGACAGUCUUCAUUGCAAAUAUCUCUCACGAACUGAGAACUCCUCUCAAUGGUAUCCUUGGUAUGACUGCAAUUGCAAUGGCUGAGACUGAUACUUCAAAAGUACACCAAUCUUUGAAGUUGAUCUUUAGAUCCGGUGAACUUUUGUUGCAUAUUUUGACAGAACUUUUAACCUUCUCGAAGAAUUCCUUGAAGAGAUCAAAAUUGGAGAAUGCUGAUUUUUGUAUUAUGGAGGUUGCAUUGCAAAUAAAAUCUAUUUUUGGUAAAUUGGCAAAAGAUCAGAAUGUCAAACUUGCAAUUACUUUGACGCCGAAUGAAAUUAGAAAGAUGGUAUUGUAUGGUGACUCCAACAGGAUUAUUCAAGUUGUGAUGAACUUGGUGAGCAACUCCUUAAAAUUUACCCCUGUUGAUGGAAAAGUUACUGUGACCAUAAGAAAUCUGGGUGAGUAUGAUGAAGAAAAAUCCCGUGAGGAUGACUACAAACAUGUUUACAUCCGUCCAAACUCUUUGCCCCAAGCAACGUGUUUGGAAAAAAUGGAGCAUCCAUUAAGUGACCAUGAGCUUUCCACUUCAAAUGAAACAACCACUAGUGACGAUGACGAGGAUGACGAGUUGGAGACAAGAAGCGUUGUAACAGUUUCUACCUCCUCAUUUGAUGAUAACUUUUUCAAAACACAGUUCAAAUUGUCAACACCAGAAGAUGAGGAGGAGCAAAUUAAGACAGUUCCUCUUCCUGAUAAUAGAACUUGGGUAUUUGAAUUUGUCGUCGAAGACACUGGGCCCGGUAUUGCCCAGGAUCUUCAAAAUGCCGUUUUUGAGCCAUUCGUCCAAGGUGACCAAACUCUCUCCAGACAAUACGGUGGAACAGGUCUUGGUCUGUCUAUUUGUCGUCAACUUGCGACAAUGAUGCAUGGUGUUAUGGAGCUGGAAUCCACUGUUGGUGUUGGAUCUAAGUUUAUUUUUAGAGUCCCAUUGGUGCAACACAAAGAACUUGUUAUUGAAGACGAGGAUGGUAUGUACGAAGAUGAGUUCAACAUCCACAGCAAAAAAAACAGAAGAGUUAAGAUCGUUGAGCCAAGCAAAUCUGGCUCUUUCAAAGAAUCUGCACAUUCUGAGCCAGAGAUGUAUACCCCUACAUCAGAGAAGACCUCGUACUUUGACAAAUCUUAUUGGAACUCUACAGGAACUGCAAAGUCAAGUUCGUCUCAAUCGUCUAAAACGGAAGAUAAGACAUCUUUGAAAAAGCUCAAGAUACUAGUUGCAGAAGAUAAUGGUGUCAAUCAAGAAGUUAUUAAGCGGAUGCUUAACCUGGAAGGUUUCACUGAUCUUGAAAUGGCUAGAGAUGGUGAAGAAGCGAUUAAUUUGGUCAAGAAGAAUAUUGAAAAUGGGGGUAGUCCAAUCGAUAUCAUAUUCAUGGAUGUUCAAAUGCCAAAGGUUGACGGUCUUAUGGCUACGAAAACCAUCAGAUCUGCUCUGGAGUUUGACGGGCCAAUCGUUGCGCUAACUGCGUUCGCCGAUGAGAGUAACGUUAAGGAAUGUUUGGAUUGUGGUAUGACAGGUUUCCUCUCCAAGCCAAUCAGACGUACACAACUGAGAAAGGUCUUGGAAAAGUUUUGUGGAGUGUCGCACAAAGAGAUGGUUGCAACACCAACGGACGACCACGUCACUACCAAGAACCCUUCCGAAAAGGAAUCGGGGGAUGAUGAAAAGCCUGAUAAAUAA